GACAAAGUCGGAAUCAGUUUUCAGAUCGAGAAGCAAUGUAUGCCUCGGACACCAACAGUUAAUUUUAUUCUAGGAUUUGCCAAAGACUGGGAAUAUAGUCAGUUCAAGUUCGUCCAAAGAACUGUUUAAUUCUCUCUGCUUAGUUUCUCUGUGCUCUAUCGAUACCAAGACCUUGUACUCUUCAUAAGUCGAGUUGAUACCUCCGUGGCUGUAACAGUAAGAUGUUAGGGAUAACAAUCAGUGCCAGUCUAGUUAAUCUGAUUCGUAUUUUUUAAGACUGCCUAAUAAUCUGAAUCAAUCCAGUGAAUAAAUAGUGACCGUCAUCCUUAAGUAAUUCUCGAAUCCGUUACAUAUGCUUUGCUCCCCUUUACAUUUGGGGCACCUUUCGCAUCUUUGAUCAACGUUGUAGAACCGAUAUUCACGUCUCAUUCAUGCUUCGCUAGGUUGUGGCUCUCCAAGAAUUGAUGUCUAAUGUCUCAGUGAUCUCAUUGUCUGGAAAUGUGGUAUGUAAAAAAAUAUGGAGUGGACUUGGUCAUAUAAAUACUUAUUCGAGUAAAAAAUCAGUUGACUGAACUGCUGUUAAUGACCGCUACACAUAGCAGUGCAGAUAACGGCCACGAACCAUGAAAGAAAUGGUUGUUUUUUCGUGUUGAGUAAUAAUAUGCUGUUUUUUUUCUGUACCGAUCCUUGCAUUCCUUUCUUAGUAUGAUUACACUAUUUAAGUCAUAGUUUCUAAAUUUUUUAUUUGAUGUUAACUGUAUGAGACCAAGAAUUCCAUACUGGUCUGUUAGGAUGAAGUAAAAUAACUUUUUCUUCUAAAUUUACAUCAUGUGCUUUAUUAUUUUUUUAUUUAUGUGUGGUUUUAAAUUUUUUAACUCUUGGGUCAUUCUAGUGUUUCUUACUACAUAUUUUUAUAUUUUUUACUCUGUUCUCAUACCUUGAUUUUAUAUUAUUAGGUUGCUCAGAAAAAAGGGCUACCACACGUUUUUUACUGUCAACUCUGGCGAUGGCCAGAUCUGCAUACUCAACAUGAAUUGCGCCCUAUUGCUACUUGUGAAUAUUCCUUCCAGUCCAAACGUGAUGAGGUUUGCAUUAACCCUUACCACUAUAGAAGAAUCGAAAAUCCAGUUCUUCCACCAAUAAUGGUCCCACGUACAGUCAAUAAUGGUACCUCUGGAAAUAAUAAUGAUAAUUUACAUCGUGGUAUGACAGACACUGGUGAACGUUAUGGUCGAGGGUCUUGUUUCAGUUCUCAUCACUCUCGAUAUUCUAUGCAUAAUCAGUAUCAACAAGGACUUCAACAACACCAGCAGCAACAACAGUUACAACAACAUCAUUUAAACGCUUUACAGGCUCAUCAUGCGUCCACAACCGGAUUGAAUGAUCCUAUGAUGUUAGGAGACGACUGUGGUUCUGAACCGAACAGCUUAGCUGCCCUAUUAGCACCUCCGUCUAAACAACCAAGACAACAUCUUGCUACAGAUGCUGUUACAGCUGCUGCUCUAGCCAGAGGUGAUGCACUCGAUGCAUACUCUGCGGCUACUAGAGCAAUGGUUGGUCUAGAGAAUGCUGGUGUUAUCGGUGGAACACACCCACCAUGUGUUAGCCUACGAGAGGCAGCAGAAAAUAUGACGUUGGGCGGUACACCUAAUUUGGUUGGGACACCUCCUGCUCCACCUCAUACAGGUGGUUAUCAGUCAUCUCUUAUGAACGUGGUUUCAAGUUUGAGUGGUGAUGGACGAGAUUUUGCCCGCAAUCUCGGUGUAGCAAAUCAUAUUCAUAGUGCUACUACAAGAUCUCUCAGUCUUGGUGAUUUUUCACUUCCUGUCUCUGGAUGCCAAGAAGAUCGAUCUAACGAUUCUCAAUGUCAUGGUCAAAAUACGGAUAAUUUAGGUACAAGUUUUAUGGGUCAAUCCUCUUCAGUUUCCUCAUCAACAACUCAUAAAGCUUCAAGUGUUGCUGGUGUUGGUCCCUCCGUAAACUCUCCUGGUACGCUGUCUUCAGUUGAAGAAAACUGUAUUAGCGAAGAUGACAAUAUGGAUCUAGAUAUGCUGAGUGAUGUCCUUAUUGAUGGUAAUGAAAUGACUUCAGUAGCCUAUCAAGAACCUGAAUAUUGGUGUUCAUUAUACUAUUAUGAAAUGAAUACACGAGUCGGUGAUACAUUUCAUUGUUCUAGUCCAUGUUUAACUGUUGAUGGUUUCACAGAUCCUAAUAGACAUAAUCGUUUCUGUCUUGGUCUACUAUCCAAUGUAAAUAGAGGACAUCAAAUUGAACUUACACGAAGACAUAUUGGCAAAGGUGUUAAACUGUAUUAUAUUGGUGGUGAAGUGUUUGCGGAAUGCCUCAGUGAUAGUGCUAUAUUUGUUCAAUCUCCAAAUUGUAAUUAUAUGUAUAAAUGGCAUCCAGCAACGGUGUGUAAAAUUCCACCCGGAUGUAAUUUGAAGAUAUUCAAUAAUCAGGAAUUCGCUAAUCUACUUACUGAGAAUGUAACUAAAGGUUUUGAAGCAGUUUACUCAUUGACUAAUAUGUGCACGAUACGAAUGAGUUUUGUAAAAGGAUGGGGUGCUGAUUACCGUCGACAAACUGUAACCAGUACUCCAUGUUGGAUUGAAAUUCAUUUGAAUGGUCCAUUACAGUGGCUUGAUCGAGUACUUAGUCAAAUGGGUUCUCCAGAUCAUCCUUGCACAUCUGUAAGCUAAAUUUAACGCACAACACAGCGAAAAAUUGUCAAUAUUUUCACAAAUUUAUCAUUUAGAAGGAUUCUUUUCCUAGUAAAAAUUAUUUUCCGACGUCUUUCGUACAUUCAUUCAACAUAAAUUCAAAUAAUAAAAUAACAGCUAUGUACUUAACAAACUCAUUGAAUUAUUUUCCCCCACCCCCUACUACCCCCUCCUUAAAAUGUGUUUCAUCUGAAUUCACAGCUGUGUGCUAUCCUAUCCCAUCCUAUCCUUUUAGCUUCAUGUGUUUAGUGUGAAAUUAGACGUAUAAGCUGUUACACUUUCAGUCCUAUAUAUGUAUAAGUAAAACCGUAAUUACAUUUAUCAGGUGUAUGAAUGUAUUAUUCAUUUGAUGGUCAGAUUAUUAACUUACUCCCUUCACCACCGUUCAUAAUUUAUUAUUAUUAUUGUAUUUCUUUUGACCUAUUUUUUAUUCUCUCCGUUAGACAAAGUAAUCAAAGCGUAGUGACCAGUUUAUUCUACCCUUUCAUAUAGUUUAUCAUUCCAUAUUAUGAUUAAUAUUACUAUUAUUAUUAUUGUUGUUGUUGUUUGUAGAUGCAUAUAUUUUCGCUGCUUACUUACAUUGCCUUACUCUUUCUUGAUACUUGUAUAACUUAUUAUUUGACUUUUUUCUCUGUUUUUACAUAAUGUAUUGUCUUAGUGUUGUUGUUUUUAUAAAAAAAUGUCCUAUUGUCACUUAUUCAUCCUCCUCCCGCCCCCCCUCCUCCUAUUUCCUCUUAUCGCGUAACAUACUUUCGUUUCAAACAUGAGUUAUUCGUUUGACUGGGCAGUUUAAAAUAACUUCAGGUCGAUAUAUACAUAUAUAUAUAUAUAUAUCCUAAUUUAAAUUAAUUCUUUUUUUAUUUAUGAAAAUCCAUUUUACUUCCUUGUUUGCUUAUACAUUUCCUUGUUUGUGUAUACUUUUUUGUUUAUCAAGCGCGCUGUAUAACUUUCUUCAUUAUUAUCAGUUGUAUAUUCUAUAGAUAACGCACACACACAAACACGCAUACAUUCAUUUUUUAUUUGAACGGAUAUUCUCUUCUUGUGCUGUGUUUUUGUGUUUAUGUAUGGAUGAUAUUCUGUUGUAAUUACAUAACUUUCAGUGUUCGCGCCACUACUGUUUACGAUUUGUAUAUUCCUCUAUCAUAUGAAUUAUUAGUAUUAAUUUACACUCAACAACUAAAAGUUCCCUUUUUUGCACUUCUUCUGUAUGUUUUCGCUUCAGGGCGCCUUUAUUAUUGUUAUCAUUAUCAUCAUCAUCGUCAAUGUUUUGUUGUCAGUUGACGUUAGUUUCUUAAUUUUUAUCAAUAUUAUUAUUAUGAUGAUGAUUGUGUCCGUUUGAUCCAACCUUCUGUGUAGUAACCAUUCAUAUUUCACUAGAUAACAAGCAUAUAAUUAGACACAUAAUUAGAGGUGACAGCUGCUAACCCCGGUUGCCUGCUUUGAUUGGGUUUGCGAUUUAUUUUACACAUGUACAAAAUAUAUAUACAUACAUACAUAUAUUGAGAUUGUUGUUUUUAAGCAUUUAGAAAUUCAAUCAAACUACCAUGACUACUUUGAACACUUUUUUGUUUCCUGUGUAGUGUAUACGCAUAUAAAUUAGAUAAUAGUCCAUUUGUCGUUGUUGUUAUUGUGGUGGUGGCGGUGGCGGUUGUGAUGGUGUCAGUGUCAGUUAUGUAGCUUUCUCAUAUCACAUUUAACCAGUUUGUUCACUUCAUCAUGGCAUUAUUAUUAGUAUUACUACCUGUGUCAGUGAUUUGUCGGUUAAAUUAUGUCAUAAUGAAUUGUUGUCAAUGCCUAUUGCACCUUUUCAUUUCAUUAGAUACAUAUAUAUAAAUUUCACUUGAUCUCUUAUUUCACUUUUUCGAUUUAUGUCUCUCAGGCAAUGUUUUUAUUUGUGUGUGUAAUAAUCAUUGUGAAGUGCAUAUAUACAUACAUAUAUAUAUUUUAUUGUCUGGAAUUUUUUUCCAGCUGAUAUUUUCGCUGAUAUGUUUCACUGACUUCUUACUUUUCGUAUUCAUCGUUUAUACAUAUAUUGAAUUUUCCUACAUUGUUAUGUCCUUAUUCGUUUACAAAAGCAUAGUUCUCUUUUUCUUUCCUUUGUUCUUGUGAAAACUAUUCAUUUUUAAUUGAUUAAUGUCAAUAAUUUAAUUGGUGAAAGUGGGAGAUUGUUUUACAUUGUGUACCUGAUUAUAUUACUUCCCUUUUACCUAGAGAUUACAAGUAAUUUAUGAAUAAAUAUACCAUAUAUAUCUAUAUGCAUAUGAGUAUUUCUCAUCUCUUCCUAUACACUGUGUAGAUGGUCCGUUAUACUGUUUUUUAAGAAUUGCAUCUUAGAGAAUAAGUAUACGAAUUAAUAAUAUUCCUUAUUGAUUUGUGUGUCGUUUAAUUAGAUGAUUUUAUGAUAACUGAUGCCUUUGCUCCCUUAAUGAAAACCAUAUAGCCAGGAAAAACUAGCAACAAGCAACAAACCAAAUAAGAAAUUAUUGCCCAACGCAUAUACCGAAGGAAAUGGAGGUAGAUUGGACAUGCGCUGAGAAGAUUAUUAGGUGACCUCACACGCCAAGCAGGUCUUCGAAUGGGAAACGCUGAGUUGGUCCAAGGUGGUGGCAUAGAGGAGAUGAGAGCUGAUUGGUAGUCAUGGAGUCAGCUGAAAAGGACUGCAGAGAACAGGAUGAAAUGAAGAUGUUCUAUUGUGAGGCCUAUUCUGCACGCGGAAUACAAGGUGAUAAUAAUAACACAUCACGCAAAAUGUGUACUGUAUAAGAA
This is a messenger RNA of Trichobilharzia szidati, 5486 nucleotides long. Lineage: Eukaryota; Metazoa; Platyhelminthes; Trematoda; Strigeidida; Schistosomatidae. The record is from the annotation of a GenBank genome assembly.